Messenger RNA from Linum tenue, 1676 nucleotides. The record is from the annotation of a GenBank genome assembly. NCBI's taxonomy places the organism in Eukaryota, Viridiplantae, Streptophyta, Magnoliopsida, Malpighiales, Linaceae.
CCGUCAUUACACCUCGCGUGCGCGCCUCCUCUCUUCUUCCCCUUCUCCGUUCUUACUCUCGGAUUCCAAUUUCCAAUUCCGUUCUUUCUUUCUUGUUCUUGUACCUCCAAAUCUGCUACAAUGGCGACUCGAGAGUUGAUCCUCUCUUUGUCUUACAGAGCUGCGGCAACGGAAGCACAUCUCGAGGCGCUCAGCAACAGUCUUACGGCGAUCGCCGAUCGAUUGACGACGAUAGGCGACAUGACGCGCCAGUGCUCCACUCUCCUUAACGAACUUCAAGAUCGGAGCACCGCUCUCAUCACCAAGGCGGACGGUCACUCCUCCGAUUUAGCUGGGAUAAAAGUGCGUCUGGACGGCAUCGCUCCGUCGCGGUUGACUGAGCGAGGCAGGGAGAAUGUCGCCGCGGAUGUGAUUCUGCCGGUGGUUGCCGACGGUAGCUCGCUCCGUCGCGAGAAUCGUCAGGUUGAUUUUCCAUCUGGUCCGCCUGUCCUUCCACUCCUCACCACCACUGCUCCCUCCGAUGCGACUCUUCACUCGUCCAGUCCAAGUCGAGAGGAUUUCAGCACUUCUUCGCCUGCUUCGCAGCGGACUAGCAAGCGCCGUCGCGAGAAUCGUCAGGUUGAUUUUCCAUCUGGUCCGCCAUUCCUUCCACUCCUCACCACCACUGCUCCCUCCGAUGCGACUCUUCACUCGUCCAGUCCAAGUCCAGAGGAUUCCAGCACUUCUUCGCCUGCUUCGCAGCGGACUAGCAAGCGCCGUCGUCGGACCUCCACCCCCAGCAACAAGAGAGUGCUGGGGAAGCGGCAUCCGAUGGACCUUAUACUUCCGGCUGGUCACCGAGCACUGCUACCUGAUGGUCUUGGAAAAGCUUUCCCUCGUACCAGGAUUUUUCUCAGGGACCUUAUAAAUUGGAUGAUUGCUGGAGAGAGCUUGGAGUUGGACGUGGAUAAACGGACGGUUCAGGAAAUUGAUCAUUUGAGUAAGGUUCUGCGAAGGCAGAAAGUGAUUGUGGUGGCUAGUAAUGAAGAGGUGGAAGGUUUGAAGUAUUUGCGAGCAGAAGGAUUCAAUGGCCUGAUCAGAAUCAGGCCAAAGCAUUGCUCUACAGCUGAGAUCGGGGAUUUGCAGAGACGGAUUAGAGCGCUCGGUCUUCAGCUUGCUUCUGGAGGGCCUCGUUGGGAGCGGAGAUGAAAUGCUUGGGCUUGUUGAUGCUUUGUCCUUGUGCUGAAAUGCUUUUCCUUGCAGAGUGGAGAUGUGAGCCUUGCUUGGUUCCUUCUUGAUAGCCUUGAUGGGGUAUAAGUGAUAUCACUGUGAUUUGUUUGGACGGGGACAUCUGAACUUCUUAUAGUUUGUUAGAGAGUAGUACUUGAUACAUGACGGUAAAUAGUUUGCAGCAAUGACGAGCUGAAGUUUGAAUGACUGUUGGAUAUGUAGUUGUAGUUUCCUAGUUUCCUGCAGAAAUGCUUCCAGCCUUGGUUUGAGAAAUUGAAUCAUCCAGUGCAAAUGUAAUAGACUUUUCUGUGACAGGUUUAUCCUAUCUGUACUCAUCUUCCACCUUGUGCGAUAGAGCUAUUUCUUAUUGCUUCAUGUAGUUUUGGCCAUGUGACUCGAGUUGAGAGGCUAAAGAGUAACUGCAACUCUGCAUCAACUCCUUAUCUAUUAGGAAACUGAACAUCCAG